GACUUGUGACAGACGGGUUUUAACCUCUGACAGCGAGAUUCAUUGUGCAGCAGGAGCCAAUCAUAGAUCCUGACGACACUUGUCUCAUCUGAGUUGGAAUAUAAAAAGCCACUUGGAAUACAGUAUACAGGACUCACUGGCAUGGCAGGUUGUCUUUCAGACACGCACUAAGAUUUUGCUUGGCAUUACUCAAAAGCAAAAGGAAGAAAUAAGAACAAGGGAAAAAAGACUGUGCUGAUUUUAAAAUGAUGCAAAAACUGCAGAUGUAUGUUUAUAUUUACCUGUUUAUGCUGAUUGCUGCUGGCCCAGUGGAUCUAAAUGAGGGCAGUGAGCGAGAAGAAAAUGUAGAAAAAGAGGGGCUGUGUAAUGCAUGUGCGUGGAGACAAAACACGAGGUACUCCAGAAUAGAAGCCAUAAAAAUCCAAAUCCUCAGUAAACUCCGCCUGGAAACAGCUCCUAACAUCAGCAAAGAUGCUAUCAGACAACUUCUGCCCAGAGCGCCUCCGCUCCGGGAGCUGAUCGAUCAGUACGACGUCCAGAGAGACGACAGCAGCGACGGCUCUUUGGAAGAUGACGAUUAUCACGCCACCACGGAAACAAUCAUUACCAUGCCUACGGAGUCGGACUUUCUAACACAAGUGGAUGGAAAGCCUAAAUGCUGCUUUUUUAAGUUUAGCUCUAAAAUACAGUACAACAAAGUAGUGAAAGCCCAGCUGUGGAUACAUCUAAGACCCGUCAAGACCCCCACAACAGUGUUCGUGCAAAUCCUGAGACUCAUCAAACCCAUGAAAGACGGUACAAGGUAUACUGGAAUCCGAUCUCUGAAACUUGACAUGAGCCCAGGCACUGGCAUUUGGCAGAGUAUUGAUGUGAAGACAGUGUUGCAAAACUGGCUCAAACAGCCUGAAUCCAACUUAGGCAUUGAAAUCAAAGCUGUGGAUGAGAGUGGGCAUGAUCUUGCUGUAACCUUCCCAGGACCGGGUGAAGACGGGCUGAAUCCCUUUUUAGAGGUCAAAGUAACAGACACACCCAAAAGGUCCCGGAGAGACUUUGGUCUUGACUGUGAUGAACACUCCACAGAGUCCCGGUGCUGCCGUUACCCCCUCACGGUGGAUUUUGAAGCCUUUGGAUGGGAUUGGAUUAUUGCACCCAAAAGAUAUAAGGCCAAUUACUGCUCUGGAGAGUGUGAAUUUGUGUUUUUACAAAAAUAUCCUCAUACUCAUCUUGUGCACCAAGCAAACCCCAGAGGCUCAGCAGGCCCUUGCUGCACUCCUACAAAAAUGUCUCCCAUUAACAUGCUAUAUUUUAAUGGCAAAGAACAAAUAAUCUAUGGGAAAAUUCCAGCCAUGGUAGUAGACCGGUGCGGGUGCUCAUGAGCUUUGCAUUAAGUUCAAAACUUCCUCCAUCAUGGAAGGUCUUCCCCUCAAUUUCGAAACUGUGAAUUUAUGUACCACAAGCUGUAGGCCUUGAGUAUGCUAUAUUAACUUAAGCACAAGCUACAGUGUAUGAACUAAAAGAGAGAGUAUAUGCAGUGGUUGGCAUUUAACCAUCAACAUAAACCGUAUGAUAGGAUGUUUUAUGAUUUCCAGAGUUUUUGAACUAGAAGGAGAUUAUAUUUAUGUGCAUAUAUAUAUAUAUAUCACAACUACAAUCUAGGCAAGGAAAUGAAGGCAUUUCUUCUUCUGGGCUGCUGAAUUAAAGGGGUAUGAUUAAAGGUAAAAUCUUAUUUCUUGACAGUUUUACUUAAUAUUUACAGAACAAACUAUUGGUAGCCUUGGUAAAGUGCAGGAUUGUUGUAAUUUAAAAACAUUCAUGUACAUUUAUAUUUGUAUUGUAUACUUGGUAUUUAAUUCCACAGAAUAGGAAUGGUACCUCAUACAUACGUUUCCAUCCCUAUAAUUAUUGGACAAUCCAUGCCAAUGGUGCUAGUGCAAUUGGCUGAAUGGCUAUUACCUGCUUUCUCACACAGAACAAGCUCCCUCCUUCAGGCGCAUCUGCACGCAGCACUAAGUGUAGAAUGCAUUUCCUUAAAAAAAAAGAGUUUUUUUCUAGAGGUCAACUUUCAAUUCUCUAGCACAAUGGGGGAAACUGCACUAUCGUAAAAACCAGCCACAUACUAUUCAUUUCUAUCAAAAUCACAGCCUACCUUUGUCACAUUGCAGUUUUGUGGUAAGAUAAUGGAAAUGGCUGAUUCUAUCAAUAUUGUAUAAAAGACUCUGAAACAAUGGCAUUUAUAUAAUAUGUAUACAAUAUUGUUUUGUAAAUAAGUGUCUCCUUUUAUAUUUACUUUGGUAUAUUUUUACACUAAUGAAAUUUCAAGUCAUUAAGGUGCAAAGACAUGUCACGUAUCACCUAAAAGUGACUGCUUCUAUUUCAAAGUGAAUUAGCCAAUUUAAUAGUGGUCUUAAAACUCUGUAUGUUAAGGUUAGAUGGUUAUAUUACAAUCAUUUUAUAUUUUUUAUAAUAUCAGCAUUCAUUUAUGGAUUCAUGCUGGCUGUAUUUGUGAAGUUUCAGUGGCUUCCUAUCAUCGAAUUCAAAUCUCAAUGCCACACUACUUUAAAUAUUGUAAGCAUUACCAAACAACAUAAUGAUUAACUCCAGUAUCUAAAGAAAAACCAAUAUGGUGUCUCAAUAAGAACAGCUACUUUAUUUUAUAAUUUAACAAUGAAUAUGUUUCUGCAUUUAUUUACUUCAAUUUUGUAAAUUGGAAUUUUCUUAAUAAAUGUAUUGUACUUAUAGCUAAAUGAAAUUAUUUCUUAUAUAAAAUGUGUAGAAAUUAUAACUUAUAUUAAAGUGUUUUCACAUUUUUGAAAGGCAUCCCAGUUUUAUGUUAUAAUGAUUAAUUGUGGGUUUUUUACUUUAUUACAAAAGCUUAAUGGCUUAGUACAAAAGUUUGAUUUAGGAACUUAAGACAUGUUUACUCUAGUUCUGAGUGAAAUUCCCAAUGAAUUUGCUUUGUAUAUACAAAAGCAAAGACUAAGUGUCUUCUGUUCCAUUUCUGUUUCUUGACCUAAAAUCUAUUUCCUAGUCUCGAUUUCAAAUGCAUUGCAGUUGACAGUGUACUAGGUUACAGCUUCCACUGAAGCCUUCCUCCCGAGCACUUACUGAGACUGGCGCAUCUUUCUGAGCACUUUGGGCACAAAUCUUUAAUUUAAAUAACAGAGUGACUUUAAGUUACCUAGAAACCCUUGUGUCCCACUGUGCAGGAGUAUGUCUGAAGCAAUCGUUUCUCUUAUCUUCAUCAGUUUAAGCUUUUGGCCAUGCAGUUAAGGUUAAUAGUGAAGUGAUUAAGAUUUUAUUGUGCUACUAUUUCUGAGUGAAUAAUUCAUAGUUAACACAUACAAUUUUAAUAAUUUCUAUAUGUAUCUUAAUGCAUAAGAAAUAGAAAUCCAGGUUCCAGCACAUUAUACUUGCUUUAUCAUUCAUCCUAAUGAAAUUAUUAAAAUUGUGACGUGAUAAAAUCCAUUAAAAAUAAUCAAAGGUCCAUUUUCAAAAGCAUAAGUCAUGAUAACUACCAAUUUGAUGACUAGGAAAUCAAACUUUAAGUGGUUAGAGACCAGUGGGGGUUUGCCUGGA
Molecule: messenger RNA, 3576 nt
Organism: Meriones unguiculatus (Mongolian gerbil)
Lineage: Eukaryota; Metazoa; Chordata; Mammalia; Rodentia; Muridae
Gene: Mstn
Product: myostatin
Exons: 3
Coding region: 246-1376 (376 amino acids)
Biological process (GO): SMAD protein signal transduction
Cellular component (GO): extracellular region
Molecular function (GO): growth factor activity; cytokine activity
Source: RefSeq, a predicted model, not a curated record